AUGAAUCAGUCUUCUAACAGAAGAAAUAAACAAAAUCAAAUCGGAAAAUAUUCAGCAAUAUUUACUGAUGAAAACAAUCAUUCAUUUAAUAGCGGUACAACAUUAUCUUUACAAUCAAUGGUAGAUGAUAUACCAUUUGAAUUUAAUCCUAAAUAUCGAACUAUUAUUGCUCCUAAUAUAAAUAUUCCUGAAUAUGAUACAACUAAGAUUCAUAUAAUAUUCUUGCCACACCAGUCAUUAACUGUUUACAAAAAGAUAAAAUAA
Rotaria socialis is the source of this 264-nucleotide messenger RNA. Lineage: Eukaryota; Metazoa; Rotifera; Eurotatoria; Philodinida; Philodinidae. The record is from the annotation of a GenBank genome assembly.